Molecule: messenger RNA, 1319 nt
Organism: Helicoverpa armigera (cotton bollworm)
Lineage: Eukaryota; Metazoa; Arthropoda; Insecta; Lepidoptera; Noctuidae
Product: collagenase
Exons: 7
Coding region: 62-1141 (359 amino acids)
Biological process (GO): proteolysis
Molecular function (GO): serine-type endopeptidase activity
Source: RefSeq, a predicted model, not a curated record
GGAUAAGUUAAUUUAAUAAUUGGUACAUUACAAGUCGUCACUCGCCAAAGGAACGUCCAAGAUGGCGGCCGCGUAUUUUUUGGGACUUUUAUUCGUUUUGGGAUAUGUGCAGGGAGGGCUACUGAAUGCCGACCCUGCCAUCAUUGAGGACUUGAGAGAUGCUGAGAUCUCAUCAGGCUCCAGGAUCGUGGCCGGCUGGCCAGCAGUGGAGGGCCAGAUCCCGUACCAGGGCAGUCUCCGCAUGGUGAGCGCCAUCGGAGGAGUCAGCUCUUGCGGGUGCUCCCUCAUCCACAACAAAUGGGUGCUGACUGCUGCUCACUGCCUUGCUAACCGUAUCACCUUCGUAGUCCGCUUCGGUCUGACCAACCUGACCCGCCCCGAGAUCCUCGUGGAGUCUGCCAACAAGUACAUCCACCCUGACUACGAUGAGAUCAGGGCUGGAGUGCAGACUGCUGACCUUGCUCUCGUCGGGCUUGACCACCACAUCGAAUACUCCGCCAACGUGCAGCCAUCCCGUUUGAUGAGCAGCGCCCAGAAGAACAUCAACUACGAGGGAAUCCAGAUGAUUGUCAGCGGCUUCGGACGUACCGACGAUCUGUGGAAUGGUGGUGCUGCCUCUGAGAUCCUCCUGUGGGUGUACCAGCGCGGUGUCUCCAACGAAGAGUGCUUGAGAUGGUACCCUACAAGCCAGGUCAUCAAGGAAGAGACCAUCUGCGCUGGCUACUGGGACAACCCCUCUCAGUCUUCUUGCCAGGGUGACAGCGGUGGCCCUCUGACCAUCAUUGACGCUGACGGCGAACGCACUCAAGUCGGUAUCGUGAGCUUCGGAUCCACUGCUGGAUGCAACAGCCCAUUCCCCUCAGGUUACGUGCGCCCCGGCCACUACCACGACUGGUUCACGGAGGUGACCGGCAUCAACUUCGACUGGGACAGCGAUGCCAUCAUCCCUGGCAGCUCCGAGAGCUCUUCCUCUGAGAGCAGCGAGCCUUCCUCCGAGAGCAGCUCCUCUUCCGAGGAAGACGGUGCUAACCCAUCAUCUUCUGAGGAGGACGGUUCUAACCCAUCUUCCGAGGAGGACGCUGGCAGCCCUCCCUCUGAAGAGGAAGAGGCUCCCGAAAAAGUCCGCGUUGUCGAGUACUAAAUAAGUUGAAGUUGUGGAAAUAAAAAAAGCAAAAUUAUUUAUGACGUUCCAUGUUUGAAAUAUGAAAAAAAAAUACCAAUGCUACAUAACAAUUCUAGCGGGAAAAAGUAUCAAAAUAUCUAUGUGCUACCAUCUUUGUAAUUUUUCAUAAAUAAAACCAACUUUUACAACUUAAAAA